AUGAAGGUACCUUUGUUGUAUAACCAUAAUACAAGGAACAAGUUCGAGAAGUUGGUGAUUUUGAAUACCUAUAUUAAUUCUAAAUAACAAGAUGUUGUAUGGGUAAAAAGAAUAUUCACGUCGAUAAAUUUGAGGAGGAGAUCUUUCCAAUGAUUGCUAGAUUAAGAGAUCUCACAUAUUCAAGAUAACCAAAAAUAGACUUAGAAGUAACUAUGCAAUUAAGAAAUAAAAGAGAUGAAUCAAUAGAGGAGGAAAGUAAAUAAAUUUUAAAGGACUUCCAUUUUUCAAAUUGCUUAUUAUGGUGA
Messenger RNA from Paramecium sonneborni, 305 nucleotides. The record is from the annotation of a GenBank genome assembly. NCBI's taxonomy places the organism in Eukaryota, Ciliophora, Oligohymenophorea, Peniculida, Parameciidae.